Molecule: messenger RNA, 1987 nt
Organism: Patiria miniata (bat star)
Lineage: Eukaryota; Metazoa; Echinodermata; Asteroidea; Valvatida; Asterinidae
Product: ras-related protein Rap-2a-like
Exons: 2
Coding region: 244-804 (186 amino acids)
Biological process (GO): negative regulation of cell migration; Rap protein signal transduction
Cellular component (GO): plasma membrane
Molecular function (GO): GDP binding; GTP binding; GTPase activity
Source: RefSeq, a predicted model, not a curated record
UGCACUACACGUUCUAAUGACAUUCCAAACAGCUGUGUGUUGCAAAGUAGACGCCUCUUCAUGGACUUGGACUGUGUUCCUCUGAAAUCUUUACUGAAAACUAUGUCAUUUCACCGGCAAAACAAUCGCGAUCAUCACCUAAACGGUGACCAGACGUAAGAAGUAAGUCCCCCGAGUGGGAUCUGUGUGUUAUAGACUUGAAUUCGCCUUAAUUCGGGGCACAAAACACCGAACGAAAUCGGCAUGAUGAGAGAGUACAAAGUCGUGGUGCUGGGCAGCGGCGGGGUGGGCAAGAGCGCCCUAACCGUGCAGUUCGUCUCGGGGAACUUCGUGGAGAAGUACGACCCGACGAUCGAGGACUUCUACCGCAAGGCGAUCGAGGUGGAGAACACCAUGUCCAUCCUGGAGAUUCUGGACACGGCCGGCACGGAACAAUUCGCUUCCAUGCGGGACUUGUACAUCAGGAACGGCCAGGGUUUUGUGGUGGUGUACAGCGUCACGAACAAGCAGAGUUUCGGGGAUGUCGUCAAUCUACGAGAUCAGAUUUUGAGGGUCAAAGGGUCCAGCCAAGUCCCGCUGGUCUUGGUGGGGAACAAGGCGGACUUGGAGAAGGAGCGGCAAGUUCCCACCGCCGAGGGUGUCAGCUUGGCCAACAAGUGGAUUAUACCCUUUUACGAGACCUCGGCUAAGAACACGAUGAACGUGAACGAGGUUUUUGCCGAGUGUGUCAUGGAGAUCAUGAGGCUUCUUCAACCCGGGAAACGGAAUAAGAAAAAACUGUGCAACGGAUGUAAUGUGCUGUGACCAAGAAAGUCUUCCAAUGAACCCCUGACGCCAUAUUUUGGAACAUCACCUUCCCGAACUCUACCAAACUUCUGGCAAGUUGUUGCAGAGAGAAUCACGCGCCACCUUGACGACCCGUGUUGAAAUGUGGACGAAGGAAAACACUACGUACAUGUACGUCUUAACGAUCCGUGCUUCGAGACAUUUCACCGCGAGGUCGUUUUAAACAUUGGCUGUUUUAUGUGCAAGUAGUAUGUGUGCAAGUACAUUGGGGAACUUUUUUAGUCUCUGUGAGUUUAUUGUGACAAAAAACAAACUAUGCAAUCAGAAAAUGGACACCCAUGUCAAAAUGUAUUUGAAAAUAAACUGGCAUCCGGCAAGUCUGUAUUAUAGAAGAUAUAUGAAUCUACAUGUACCCAUCUACUUGGAUGAUGGAGUGAUUACAAAAACAAGAACGAUGUUCAGAGCUGAAGAGGGAUUCGUGAAUGAAGAUUUUGGAUAACGUGUAUCUCGCUACUUCACCAUGUUGAAAGCUUGCGGAAAGACAAAAGCCGUGCCGGUUAGAAAGCGUCAAACAUCUUGAAUUGUUCUGUGCACCGUCUGCUGUACAUCUAAAAGCCCAUUCUCCGAGUCGGUUUUGAUUUGAGAAAAACUGGUAACAUGUCCCACGGACUAUAUUUCUAAAAGGCGUAUCUACAAUUAGAUGCUUUGGAUUUGGAAUAUUAGAACACAAAGUGGUCAUUGAAAUGGAUACGCGGUGGAAUUCACAAUCACAGAAAAUGAACCCAAAAUGGCGUGAUAAACGCAAAGAAAAUGCAGAGUAAAUCUAAGCGUGGCUUGGAAUCGAUCCAGUGCAGGACUAAGCCACGGCAAUCGGGCAUAACAGGCCCCGAAUCAGGACAAGCGGGAUUAAUUCUUCAGAUUUCUGUCUCCGACUCGGACCGUCGGCUUGAGCUAUUGGACCGUCCCGGUCUGCAGGAGGGAAAAAUCAAUUCCACCGGAAGCUUUCCGCCAAUAUUUGAGAGACUUUUUAUUCGGCCUCUAGAAUUCAUCAAGCGUGCAUCAGGUGGCCGUCGUGAAGACAGACAACAGUGUGGCGUCAAGUCUUCUUCAAGAUUGGGGGGGGGGGCCGCGGAGAAGAGGAAAUAGUCAUCGCAGAGGAGUAACCGCGGUAGUAUUGCGGAUUACCAGGAGAAAAAAAAAA